AUGACAAAAAUGGGUGACGAUGUUCUUUCAAACAAACAAGAAAUAUCAUUUGGAGAUCAAAACGACGAAAUUGAUAUUGGAGUUGAAACUCGUGAAUUGCUGUGUGUUGGAAACGGUUCUAAGAGUCGUUUAAAAGUUCAAAUUUCAACAAAAACAGAUACAAAUAAAUACACGAUCAGAACUGAACCACAAAUUGUUACUCUUAAAUGUGGUUUUGCAUGCGAAUUUGAAAUAUUUUUAACACCAUAUUGCACUAUGCAACUAAUAGAUGAAAUUAUAAUAAUUGCACUUGAUUUGACAACAGGCAAACAAAACACAACUUCAAUUAAAAUAACAGCACAAACAAAGAACUCCACACGACUGGAUUAUGAUGAAAUAAUAGAAGAAAAGAAACUUGGCGAAGGGUCAUUUGGAAUCGUGUAUCAAGGGACUUAUAGAGGAAAUGUCGUUGCUAUAAAAAAGAUGAAACAAAUAACAAACGAAACAAAUAAACUCUCUGAAUUUGAAAAAGAAGUUGAAAUGUUGGACAAAUUUCGAAGUGAGUAUAUUGUCCACUUUUAUGGAGCUGUUUUAAUACCAAAUAAAAUAUGUAUGGUCACUGAAUUUGCACAUUUUGGAAGUUUGCAAGACUUGAUUCUAAAUGUAAAUAAUGAACAAAUUAAAAUGAAUAUGCGACUUAAAAUGAUUUUAGAUGCUUCUGAGGGGAUUUUAUAUCUUCAUGAAAAUGGGAUAUUACAUAGAGACAUCAAGCCAGACAACAUUUUAGUAUUUUCACUUGACUUAAACGAUAAAGCAAAUGCAAAACUAACUGAUUUUGGGAGUGCAAGAAACAUUAAUUUACUAAUGACAAACAUGACAUUUACAAAAGGUAUUGGAACACCAAAGUAUAUGGCGCCUGAAAUAUUGGAAGGUUUAAAAUAUACAAAAAGCUCAGAUGUGUUUUCUUUUGGAAUUACUAUGUAUGAAGUGUUUGGGUGGUGCGACGCAUAUCCAAAACAAUCAUUUAAAUUUCCAUGGAAAAUAGCUGAGUUUGUUAUGUCCAAAAAACGUCUUGUUAAAAAAGAAAGCAUCCCAGAUGGUCUGUUUGUAUUAAUACAAAACUGUUGGAAGCACAACAAAACUGAGAGAAUUGGAAUCAAAGAAGUAACAAAUAUACUUGAAAAAAAAAGAUUUUAA
Messenger RNA from Entamoeba invadens IP1, 1176 nucleotides. Its product is annotated as serine/threonine protein kinase HT1, putative. The record is from RefSeq and is a predicted model, not a curated record. Gene Ontology annotation, biological process: protein phosphorylation. NCBI's taxonomy places the organism in Eukaryota, Evosea, Mastigamoebida, Endamoebidae. Bases 1 to 1176 code for a protein of 391 amino acids. The transcript has a single exon. Gene Ontology annotation, molecular function: ATP binding; protein kinase activity.